AUCCCGAGCAGAGCGAUACCGAGUAGGUGUUCCGCUAGAGCUACACAUCGGCCCGACUAACCACUGGUCGCAAGGAAGCUCCUCAGCGCCAUGCACUCCCUCACCCAGCAACAACGGAAACGACUGGACGCUUGCGCCGGAGGACUGAGUGGGAAGCUGGACGAGCUGCGGGAACUACACGCGCGUAUCGAGGACCUUUGCAAUUCGGCGAAAGAGCUCCUCCAGAGCUUCAGCAACGAGGACGCCAGAUUCCGUGCCGAGUUCAAGACCCAGAUUGAAGGUCUCGAGCGGUUCAAGGAUGAGAUCGUCUCGAUCGAUGCGCUGCGGGACAGGCUGAGGGUUGAGCAGGAGAAGGUCGCCGACUACGAGAGGAGGAUCGACAAAGUCCAGGCGAAGAUCGAGAAGCAGAAGGAGAUGGAGGUCGGCAAGAAGAGGGUAUCCUGGAGGAUGAGGCUGCUGUGGGGUUUCUCGGCGAUGGUUGUGAUACUGUGGUUGCUGGCGACGGCGGGCGGUGACUACGAAGACACAGACAAUGUGGCCGACGAUGAACCCAUCAAACUACUACCUCCGGCUCUAAGAGCCGAUCGCGAGUUGGAAUUUUCACUGGAGUAGUGGUUUCUACAUCGAGAGCAACGAAGUGGUUUUUUCUUUUCUUUCCGUUUUUUUUUACCUUUCUCUGGCGAGUAACGAUAGUGGGUAGGCGUAGAGUAAUUUCAUUGGAUUUAACCCACCUGGUUCGAGCA
Messenger RNA from Tricharina praecox, 743 nucleotides. RefSeq lists its product as uncharacterized. The record is from RefSeq and is a predicted model, not a curated record. The transcript has 2 exons. NCBI's taxonomy places the organism in Eukaryota, Fungi, Ascomycota, Pezizomycetes, Pezizales, Pyronemataceae. Bases 91 to 612 code for a protein of 173 amino acids.